Daucus carota subsp. sativus is the source of this 1484-nucleotide messenger RNA. Its product is annotated as probable F-box protein At4g22030. The record is from RefSeq and is a predicted model, not a curated record. NCBI's taxonomy places the organism in Eukaryota, Viridiplantae, Streptophyta, Magnoliopsida, Apiales, Apiaceae. The coding region runs from base 56 to 1306 and encodes 416 amino acids. The transcript has a single exon.
CUAAAAGCAGUUCGUUUUAAUUGCGAUAAAUCUUUCUGCUCUUUAGAUAUUUAUUAUGUCUCUUUCAAAAUUGCAUGUUUCGAGCCUUUCGUUUCCUUCUACAAGAAUCAAAGCUGCCAUCAAUCAUGUUCCGAAGUUAGGAUCAUCUAGCCUUUCACUUCCGAAGCUCCGUAAAACAAAUUUAUCAAAACAAGUCCACAAGAAAUCAGAUCAACAAGUCACAAACAUGAUCCUAACCAAGACCAACAACGAUAAAGAGCAAUACGCUCAUGCAUCCACCGAUUCUGAUGUUAUUGUCGCUAAGAUUUGGGCGAUUCUCGAAACGGUAUCGAAUAGAAUAGAGAUGCAUGAAAACAUACGUCAACAGCGCGACAAUUGGCAUUCUCUGCUAUUCAACUCGAUUAACUUGAUCACUCUCUCGGCCACAACAAUGGUUGCGCUUGCAGCAAGCCAUGAGAUGAAAAUGUCGAUGAAUUUAUCGUCGUCUUUGUUGUUUUUUGCGGCUACUGGGAUGCUGAGUGUGAUGAACAAGAUUCAACCGUCACAACUUGUGGAAGAACAACGGGCUGCUACGAGAUUAUUCAAAAAUUUACGUCGAGAAAUCGAGGAUUUUAUUGUUCUUGGUGAUGUGCCGAAUCAGAAAGAUGUGGAUGUUAUGAUGGUGAAGGUGUUGGCUCUUGAUAGAGCUUAUCCUCUUGCUUUACUCGGGGCAAUGCUGGAAAAAUUUCCCAAAAAAUAUGAACCUAGUGCUUGGUGGCCUAAAAAUAAUUUUCAAAGUUUACGAAAACCGUUUAAUGAUUAUGGUGAUGGAAGAAAUGGAUGGAGUCAAGAGUUAGAAAAUGAAAUGAGAGAAAUCAUUGAGGUUGUGAAAACUAAAGACCAAGAAGACUACGAGAGGCUCGGAAAUAUAGCUCUGAAACUCAACAAGGGUUUGGCUGUUUCCGGUCCGGUUCUUACCGGUGUAGCUGCGAUAGGGUCAGCCUUUUCGGGGAUGUCUCCUGCAGCGGUGGUGGUGGCGGUGGUUGCUGGGGCGGCUGCAGCCGUGAUAAACACGGUGCAGCAUGGCGGACAAGUUGGAAUGGUGUUUGAAAUGUAUAGGAAUUGUGGUGGCUUUUUUAAGCUAUUAGAAGAAUCAACAAAUUGUGGCCUUGAGGAAAGUGAAAUGGAUAAGAGGGAAAAUGGGGAGGUGUUUGAGAUGAAGAUGGCUUUGAAACUGGGAAGAAGCUUAUCAGAGUUGAAAGAUCUGGCCGAGAAAUCUUCGAGUUCUGAGAACACCUUCAGUGAAUUUGCAAGCAAGCUCUUCUAAAAAAAACAAAUUUAUUUAUUUAAUUUUAUUAGACUAUGAUAAUAGGUGAAUAUCUGUUCGGAUGUAAUUGUAAUUACUCCAGCAUAUAGUUAGUUUGAAACGCAAACUACGUAGGACGUAAUGUCUGUGCAUGCAUGCAUAGGUAAUAAAAGUACUAUUGAAUUCAAAUGUUUCAAUA